ACUAUAUAUUACAUCGUGGGAUACCGGACUAUCACACUAAUUUAUCUCAUUAUAACAGCAUACAUUCAGGGAAUCGCUACAAACGUUUCAUAUUCAUUACUGUACAAAUUCCCACUAAAUAAUCAAAAACGAUACAAUGCUUGAUAAGAUUCUAUACCGUGCAACCGAACAUGUCUUGACGCCAAGAGAUACUUGUGAAGCUGAAAGUGACUAUAAUGGUGAACACUGGAAAGCUAGAAUCUCGGCAAUUUUUGUUAUCUUGGCAUCUUCAGCCAUUGGUACCUUUUUACCGAUCUUAUCUUCCAAAUAUUCCUUUAUUAGAAUGCCUCCAUGGUGUUUCUUCAUAGCCAAGUAUUUUGGUUCUGGGGUCAUUGUGGCCACUGCCUUUAUCCAUUUACUUCAACCGGCCUCGGAGGCUCUUGGUGAUUCAUGUCUUCCAUCUGUUUGGCAAGACUACUCGUGGGCAUUUGGUAUUUCCUUGAUGACCCUUUUCGCCAUGUUUUUCUUUGAAUUGAUGGCCUUCCACGUGGUUCAAAUGAAGGUGGCAGCCUCUGGACUCACCGAAGAAGAAGCUGAAGCUCACACCCACUCUCAUUUCGGGAACCCAGAUCUUUACACCAAGAAAUUAGAAGAAUCUGAAGAAGAAGAAACUUCUAAAACUAUCGAAGAAGAACAACACACAACUCAAGCAAAUGAACCUAACCCAUACCCACUGCAUUUCCAACACGCCGUAGAACACCAAGACCCAGAACACGUACACACACCAGUUAACCAAAAGGAAAAGGAACAAUAUUACGGACAACUUCUUUCAGUUUUCAUUUUAGAAUUCGGUGUCGUAUUCCAUUCCGUAUUUGUUGGUUUAUCUCUUGCUGUUGCCGGUGAAGAAUUUGUCUCCUUAUACAUUGUUUUGGUUUUCCAUCAAAUGUUUGAAGGUCUUGGUUUGGGUACCCGUAUUGCCACUACUCCAUGGCCAAAGGGAAAGCGUGCCACUCCAUGGAUUAUGGCUUUGGCAUACACCCUUACCACUCCAAUUGCCAUUGCCAUUGGAUUGGGUGUUCGUACCUCUUAUGCACCAGGAUCUGCUACCGCCUUGAUCACCAAUGGUAUCUUUGAUUCUAUUUCUUCAGGGAUUUUAUUCUACACUGGUAUUGUUGAGUUGAUGGCUCAUGAAUUUUUAUAUUCCGGAGAAUUUAAGGGUGCCAAUGGUCUUAAGCGUAUGCUUUCUGCUUACGUUGUGAUGUGCUUUGGUGCUGGUUUGAUGGCCUUAUUAGGUAAAUGGGCAUAAAUAGACUUUAAUUAAGAACCU
Molecule: messenger RNA, 1306 nt
Organism: [Candida] anglica
Lineage: Eukaryota; Fungi; Ascomycota; Pichiomycetes; Serinales; Debaryomycetaceae
Source: the annotation of a GenBank genome assembly